GUACUCCAAUAUUGAUUCUCCUGCAAACUUUAAAAAAAAAUUGCACAUAAAUAAUCUGGAUUUUAGCGCGCGUUUAAUUUCGAGGCUUCCGAUCUUUUUUGUACUUCUCUUUCUUUCUCGCGAAUGGGAAAAGAAAUUAUGGGUGGCUCCGCCGCUACGAAUUCCGCUGCCGUAUUGUUUAUUUUGGCUUUGAUCUUUGCUGCUUCAGGCGCUGCCGAUGUGGAAGCAAUCGCCGGAAGUAAUGUGGAAAAUUGUCAAGUUAUAAAUGCCACUCCUGGAGUGCUGGUCGACUCUGUUCCAUCAAAAGAUAUUGUGCGCUGUGCACGUGUCAAUGUUUCUGGUCUAUCAAGACUGAAACUCGGGAGUUAUUCUAGUGCCCACAGGAUCACCUUGGUCCCAUCAGAUAGCAUACAUGAGAAAUCCCACAAGAAAAUUCAAAUUUGUUUACACAGAAAUGCCUCACUUGGACUGUGUCAAUGUGAGAAUGGCUACUGGGAUGGUAUCCAUGGUGGAAUAUGGAGCACUACACUUUCCCCAUAUGAAGAUGGAUUCAUUGAUGUGAAGUUUGUUGACAACUUGUUUGGUUCAGUGACCGUCAGCACUAAAUUAGAGUUCCAUAGCUGGCGGUUAAUUUGUCUAGCCAUUGGUUUCGUUUUACUGCUUCUGGCACCAAUUGUUAGUAGCUGGGUUCCAUUUUACUACAGCAGUUCAAUGGCCAUUGGAGUUUGUCUUGUUGUCAUAAUUGUUCUCUUCCAGGGAAUGAAAUUGUUGCCAACUGGCAGGAAAAGCGCUCUCUAUAGUACCAUUUGCGGCUUGGCACUUGGAGCAGGGUCCUUUUUACUGAACAGAUUGUCUAUAUUUGUCAAUUCUGUGCUUGUCAACUUUGGCAUCAAUCAAGAGAUGCGCAACCCUGUGCUUGUAUUUUUGCUAGUCGGCGUUGUACUGUCUGGGGCUGCUUUUGGCUAUUGGCUUGUACGGAAAUUUGUUGUUGCUGAUGAUGGAAGUGUGGAUGUUGGUGUAGCCCAAUUUGUGAAAUGGGCUUUACGUGUAGUAGCUGUGACUUUCAUUUUCCAGAGCACACUUGAUAUUCCAAUGGCAAUGGGACUGCUGAUGUUACUUUCAGGAUUAUACUUUUCUCUCACUUCUUUUAACUGGCUUGGCUUCAGUGAUUCAACAUUUUCACCAGACUUGAGUCCUCCAAGAAGAAGAGGUGUAAGAGUAAGUAAGACUAAGCGUGCUGAAUUCUUCAUAAGGUCUGAAACCACGACCCCCCGAGGAAGUCUGCGGAAAAGUUAUAAGGGUUCACCUACAUAUACAAAUUCUCCUUUGUUAGGUGUGGCGACUCCAUCGAGUUCAGUUGACUACUACUCGACUUUCCACAGAACGGCCAACAAAAAGAAAUAUUCCCAGGAAGAAUGGAAGGAUUUCACAGAGCGAAGUACGUACCAGGCUGUUGCAGAGUUGGCAUCAUCUCCCCAAUUCACUGACUGGGUCGUGAAAGAUGCAGAUAGAAUACAGCUCCAGUCAACAGAGAGAAGCUUCAAUGAAUCUGUUGGAAGCGGGUCAGAUUCGAAUGAGGACAAUGUUGCAGCAAGCAGUAGUGGCAGAAGCGGUCUAUCGUGGCGACGCCCAUGUUGGGAAUUCUGUUUCUCUCUCUUUGUUGGCAUGGGAUUCCCUUCUGAUGUACAGAAUAAUGGCGGCGGAGGUGGGAGUUUGAAUACACUCGUGAGGAGGAAACAGGUUGAUUCUAAGCAUGUGUCCUCUUCUGGGAGUCGCCAAAAUCAGUUGGCCAGGGCUCUCACUGCACCUCAUCUCAUUGCCAUAGGAGUUGGUGCAACAAUUGGUUCCGGUGUGUAUAUUCUUGUUGGCACAGUUGCUAGAGAGCAUUCAGGGCCAGCUCUUACACUUUCAUUUCUCAUAGCUGGAAUAGCUGCUGGCCUUUCUGCUUUCUGCUACGCUGAGCUAGCUAGUCGUUGCCCUUCUGCUGGAAGUGCCUAUCACUAUUCCUACAUAUGCAUCGGAGAAGUUGUUGCCUGGUUGAUUGGUUGGGCACUGAUGCUGGAAUACACCAUAGGAGGUUCAGCAGUGGCUCGUGGUAUAUCCCCAAAUUUGGCCUUGCUUUUUGGAGGUCCAGAUAGUCUACCUUCUUUUCUUGCUCGCCAGACAAUCCCGGGAUUUGAUAUUGUUGUCGAUCCAUGUGCAGCCAUCAUAGUUGUUUUGGUCACUGCGCUUUUGUGCCUGGGAAUUAAGGAGAGUGCAUUAGCCCAAGGGAUUGUUACUUCUGUGAAUGUAUGCGCCUUGGUAUUUAUCAUCGUGGCCGGUGGAUAUUUAGGCUUCAAGACCGGAUGGCAUGGGUACGAACUCCCUGCCGGAUACUUUCCCUUUGGGGCUAAAGGGAUGCUUGCUGGUGCUUCAACCGUCUUUUUUGCAUAUACAGGGUUCGACUCCAUCACAAGCACAGCAGAAGAGGUGAAAAACCCUCAAAAGGAUCUGCCAAUCGGCAUUGGCUCUGCUCUAUCCAUAUGCUGCACCCUUUACAUGUUGGUUUCUGCAGUCAUCGUUGGUUUGGUACCCUAUUAUGCAAUGGAUCCUGACACCCCGAUUUCCUCUGCAUUUGCUAGCCAUGGAAUGCAAUGGGCAGCGUAUAUAAUUACUAUUGGAUCUUGUACUGCUCUUUGUGCGUCAUUGACUGGGUCUUUGCUUCCGCAGCCGCGGAUAUUAAUGGCAAUGGCCAGAGACGGACUGCUGCCAUCGUUUUUCUCAGAUAUCAACAGAAGCACACAAGUUCCUAUUAAAAGCACGAUUGUGACCGGAUUCCUUGCCACAAUCUUGGCCUUCGUCAUGGAUGUAGAACAGUUGUCAGGAAUGGUUAGUUUGGGCACGCUUCUUGCAUACACGACUGUAGCAAUUUGUGUGCUGAUACUGAGAUAUGUUCCACCGGAUGAGGUGCCAUUUCCAUUAUCUUAUAAGGAAGCAAUCGAUUCAGUUUCUUCGCGGCGUGCCAUCAGCAAUAGCCCUGCCGACAUCUGCGUGGAGCACCCGAAAGUUUACUCCUUGAAUACUCCAUUUUUAGUCCGGAAAGAAACCACAUCUAUUAGAUGCCCUUCUAUAAAUAGGGGUUGGAACUUCCUCGUGAAUAAAAGGAAUCGGCGGAAUACUGCUGGUUGGGCUAUUAUGAUCACGUGCAUUGGCAUACUUAUUUUCACUUGUGCUACUUCAUUCUCGAGCCUCUCAAGCAUUCUCCGAACUACAUUUUGUGGCAUUGGCCUGCUUCUCCUUCUCUCGGGUCUCAUAAUGCUCACUUUCAUAGAUCAAGAUGUAGCGAGACAUAGUUUUGGGCAGGAAGGAGGUUUCAUCUGUCCGUUCGUCCCACUGCUUCCGGUAACUUGCAUUCUCAUCAACAUGUACUUGUUAGUCAACCUCAGUGCGGCGACUUGGACCCUGGUCUCGAUAUGGCUGGCGCUGGCGCUGCUCGUCUACGUGUGCUAUAGUUGCAGGCGAAGCCCGUUGAAGCACGCGUAUUACGUCCCCGCGGCUCAUGUCGAUGAAAUCUACGAGGCAUCAGCCCAGGCAGGCCAUAAUUUGAAUGUGCAUUGAUGAUGCACUCAACGAGUGUUGUUGCCCUGACGAUUGAAAGCACUGUUGUAUUAUUUGAAAUUUAAAAAUUAAAAUUGUACAUAACUUCAUUUUUUGUAACGUAAUACGCAACCUAAAUUGAUUAUGAAUAAUACUCCAUGGUGAAUGUAUACAAUAUUUCAUUGAAACUUUA
Messenger RNA from Salvia splendens (bonfire salvia), 3769 nucleotides. Its product is annotated as cationic amino acid transporter 2, vacuolar. The record is from RefSeq and is a predicted model, not a curated record. Gene Ontology annotation, biological process: amino acid transport; transmembrane transport. Gene Ontology annotation, cellular component: membrane. Bases 124 to 3597 code for a protein of 1157 amino acids. NCBI's taxonomy places the organism in Eukaryota, Viridiplantae, Streptophyta, Magnoliopsida, Lamiales, Lamiaceae. The transcript is spliced from 24 exons. Gene Ontology annotation, molecular function: amino acid transmembrane transporter activity.